AAUCCUACCUAUCAUGUAGCCAAGUAGCGAACAAUGUGCAGUAAGGUUACUACCGGUUGACGAUGUAUAUCCUAGUGAACGUUGUCCAACAGACUCAGAUGGAAACGAAAAAUUUAAUCAAUUUCUGUGUCUUGACUGAGUGAAGUCGACUUCCUCACUGGGGUCGGUUUAAAUGAGCAAAAGGAACGUUAAAUGAAAAUCUUAUAUUCAAACAUACCGAUGAAAGAUAAGCUCAAUAUGCUCAAGCCACGUGUGCGCUACUGCUGCUGCUGCUGCUGCUGCUAGCUCUUUGUCAGUGUAGUGAAAAUUCAACGAAAGGCCCUGAUCGAGUGGGGCCUAAUAAAAUUACAAUACAAUACCUUCGUCAUACGGGGAAACAGUUGCGAAGUCACUUGUAUUUCAUUAAGUUCAUGCGGUGUAUACAAUACGGUGUGUACGUAUCUAUUAAUGCUUUAGAUCAUUGCGGUGAAGACGAGUUUGUGGAAGUGUAACAAAUAUCUGAAGCAAACAGGAGAUAUAAACGAAACGGCAAACGCGGCGUCCGAAGAAUACCGCAUCUGUAGAUCGAGACCAAUCAGCAUUUGAAAAUGUUCAUAAUAUUCAUUUGUUCUCUUCUGCUCAUAUCAGGUGUCAGCUGCAUUCGCGAUGCAAGCCUCCACGUUCCGGGCGCCAUUCUAGCGGGGCAGCCCCUUGUGAUGUGGUGCCGAUUCGACCUCGAAGGCGAGGCACUCUACUGUGUAAAAUGGUACAAGGACAAUUCAGAGUUUUAUCGUUACUGUCCGGGAAAUGCCCCUAGCCCUACGACAUUUAAUGUACCUGGUGUUGACGUUGACUUGACACACUCGAAUGAGAGUAUGGUCACACUCGUGCGCUCUGAUGUGCGCACAGAGGGUACAUACAGUUGCGAGGUUUCCGCUGAGGGGACCUAUAAGACAGUUUUGCUUGAAAGUGACGUUGUCACUUACGUAAUGCCAAGUGGCGGCCCUGUCAUCGAAGGGCUUAAAAAGCGUUAUGAUCUAGGUGACACAAUCAAUGUCACCUGUAGGUCGGCUCCCUCAAAACCACCGCCACGCCUGAAAUGGUACGUCAACGGAAAGCGCGCUCCAAGUAAACUGACUGGCAAAACGCAAGUCAGCUUAAGUCCCAUGGCUGACAGUUUGAGCCUCGGUAUGGGCAUGGGCGUACAGGCCGUUGGUCUGAAUCUCAGGAUGCCAAUUACGUCGGAGGAUUUGCGCAAUAAGAUCAUCAAACUUCAGUGCGUCUCUACCAUCUACAAGAACUUGUCCGAAAAGUUCGAUGAAAUCACAUACCAUCCCUAUUUGAAUCGCACGCUUGUGGUCGAUCCCGAUGGGCCGCGAAUCAGCGGUGAAGAAAUGCUCAACAUUUACGAUAAGGCCCGCACAUCAGUUGAGUGGAACUGUACAACACGGGUACAAGAUUCGAACGAGGCAUACUUUGAGUGGACGGUCAACGAUGAGGAGACCACUCGAAAUAUGACAGUCCAUCUAUCAAUGGCGCGGACCGGACGUCAGAAGACGUACACGUCAAGACUGAGGAUGACUCUCGAAGAAAAAUUUGUCACAUCGAUGCGUUUAAAGAUUCGGUGCACCGUUGUGUACUCACAGCCAAUUCAAUUCGUGAGCGAGGAGACCAUCUUCACAGCCGCAAGCACCUCCUUUCACAUCAUGAAAAUCUCCGCUGGAAACGCACCCGAUCCUGAUCAUUAUUUGAUCCUAACGACAUUUUCCAUCGCCGUACCGUUAACUACGGUUCUGCUGCUCUCUGAACUUGUCGACCACUGAGCCUCAUCUCUCAAACCGAAGUCCCUCUCUCGUUAACCGCUGUGUCGCCGCCGACCUGACAACCUAAGAAAAGAAUUUCAGAGUGUUUUUGUUGAGCGAACAUUGUCAACGCUAGGUAUUCACUUGAAGAGAACCGAAUAAAGAGGAUUAUUAUAAAUAGAAUUAAAUAUACAUACAGACACAGUUGCAUCAGACAUGCGAAA
Varroa destructor (honeybee mite) is the source of this 2005-nucleotide messenger RNA. RefSeq lists its product as uncharacterized. The record is from RefSeq and is a predicted model, not a curated record. Lineage: Eukaryota; Metazoa; Arthropoda; Arachnida; Mesostigmata; Varroidae.